Capsaspora owczarzaki ATCC 30864 is the source of this 3157-nucleotide messenger RNA. RefSeq lists its product as hypothetical. The record is from RefSeq and is a predicted model, not a curated record. The transcript has 2 exons. Gene Ontology annotation, molecular function: protein binding. The coding region runs from base 41 to 3100 and encodes 1019 amino acids. NCBI's taxonomy places the organism in Eukaryota, Filasterea, Ministeriida, Capsasporidae.
CCGCCCCAACCUUUACGGCUACAAUGUGGUGCUGUCGCCAAUGUACGGCUGGACUGGCUCAAGCUGGACUGCUGGCGGCUCGUAUUCCAUUUUGGAGGACACAUUCAUGCAAGAAAUUCUCAUUCAGUAUGUGCAAGACAAUCUGGCCAACGCCGGCUUGAACGUCUACAUGACUCGCGAGCGGUGGUUUGACACUCCAGAUGAAAAGUUCCUCGACGACUCUCUGCCAGGCUUUUCGGCCCCAGACUGGCUGCCUUACGGCGGCGGAUACCUUGGAGGUGUUCGCUACAUCAAGGGCACUUCCACGGAAACCUCCUAUGCUGCGUACACGACCACCCUCGCUGCGGAUGGGUACUACCCCGUAUACAUGCGAUACACAGAGCAUGCCAAUCGAGCCUCAAAGACACUGGUGCGAAUUUUUCAUUCUGGCGGCACCUCGACCGUUUUCCUGCGCCAGCAAACGCGCGGUGACAUUUGGCAAUACGUUGGGCGAUUCUACUUUACCACCACCAAUUUCCGCGUGGAAAUCUCAAAUCAAGUCACGGCCGCCGAAGCUGCUCCAGGAGACACGGGCUACAUUGUUGCUGAUGGAAUUCGCGUCGGUUGUGGCUCUGCCACGUCCCAUCCAAGAUGGCAUUUCACUGGAACGAAUUUCUUGACAUACUUGAACUACUCACUCGGAUCAACUGAUCAAGAGACGGGACACGCGGCCUACUCGUCGCUACUUUACAAUGAGGAAACAGUCGUGUCGCCGUCCAAUUCGUUUGCCUCUUGGGCGCACAUCCAGAUGAAGACAAACUGCUGCGGCACACCUGGUGUGGGAGGUACUACCUCUGUGAGCUACUCGAAUGGAAGAUCAGCCACCUACGGAGGAGCGACAUCUGUGACCCUGUCCACGAAUGUGCAAAAUCGCGGUGACUUGCUGCGCGACAAGUUUCAAGCUGAGAUGAGUCGAACUUCUGGCCAGCCCGUGUAUGUCACUGGCACGCACAACUACGCGGAACUUCAGUUGAACACCCUCGUGCCAUCGUUCUCCACCCUGCCGAUGUUCAUGGACGUCCCAGCAGACGUGGCCAAGUUUGCAAGUGACUACUUUCGCGAAUCUCUUGGUCGCACGUUCUACAAGGCGCUGCUGCGAAGCUUUCUCUCGACUUCUGCAGUCGCCUUUCCGCUUCCUGUCACGCACUUGCACACCAUCAACACCCAAACCAGCGUCAACAUUUGCUGGCGCCAGCCCACCGACUCGCUAGAGUCUACUGCUGUUCCGACAGCUUGGAAACUCUACACGUCAAGCGAUGGUCGUGGCUGGGAUGACGGUGUGAUUGUUUCUGCGGCCCUGACUGGUUCCACGUAUUGCUACAUGCACACGAGUCUUGCGCCAUGGCAACUUGCCUUUUUCAAGGUGGCUGGUGUCAAUGCCGGUGGCGAAGCGAUGAGCAAGCUCACGACGGCAGUCCGCCGAAUUGCUUUUGGAACGCGUGCAACCAUGGUCCUUGUCGAUGGCGUCCGAGGCGAUUUUACGUUCACGUCCACGAACGUCGAGGGUCGGUACACACGCGACUAUAUCAUCCAGCACGCGCUGUCGGUGGCAGCAGCGGCAGCAGGUUACGCGUUCGACGGGGCGGCCAACGAAAUCUUUUCGGAUGCGAGCUGGGCAACCAACCUCAACGGCUACAACACUGUGAUUUGGCUUGCUGGCACAGACUCGCAGGUCUCGGGCGUGGCUGGGGCCAUUUCGUCGGCCCAGCAGACCACUAUUACGACUUGGAUGAAUAGCGGAGGAAUUCAGCUGCGCUCGUUGCUGGUGAGCGGCUCUGAGGUGGCCUCCAGUCUGGCGACAGCAUCGCCAAGCUUCCUUUCUGGUACGCUGAAAGCCGGACUGAGCAACACCAACAGCGGAAUUUACGUGGUCCGCCCCGCUUCGUCGUUUUCCGUGGCCUCCAGUACGGUCACUUUCAACAGCCCGAGUGGAAUUGGCAUGGGCAAGCCUUAUGGCGUCCCGAGCCCCGACGCCCUGUCCACGACUGGUGGUAGCGCGCCUAUCUUGAACUACGGUGCAACCAGCGGCAGCUUGAUUGCGGGCGUGCUUUUCCGCGAUGUCUCUAUCGCAUCAUGCCUGCUGGGCUUCCCGUUCGAGACAAUUGUUUCCAAGACAGAGCGUGACAACCUGAUGGAAGCGCUUUUGAGCCAGCUGGUGUUUACUCCCGCGCCUCUCGCGUCGUCGCUGAGCCGGGCGUCCGCUUCGGCGAUUGCAACGUCAAUGGCAAGUCUGGCGACCUCGGCUAGUGCCGCGAGCGCUUCGGCAUCCCUCGCUACCCUUGCUACACUUGCAACCCUUGCUACAGAAGCAAGCCAACAAGCUGCGGCAUCUUCGUCAGCCUAUGAGACAUCGGUCGCGUCUGCUGCCUCUCAAGCGUCCGACGCAUCUGCUGCCUCUGAAGCGUCUGACGCUGCUGCCACCUCUGCAACUUUGUUGUCUGCUGCUAGCGCGUCAGAAGCGAGUCAACAAGCUGCGGCAUCGUCAUCGUCCGCACAUGAGACGUCAGUCGCGUCAGUCGCCUCGGCCGCCUCUCAAGCGUCUGCCGCUGCUCGCGCGUCAGACUCUGCCGUCAAUGUGGCUGCCAUCAUUGGAGGUGUUGUUGGCUGCGUGGCCGCGUUAUUGCUGAUUCUCUUGCUUGUCGUGUUGGUGACUCGCCGCCGCCGCCGUCAGGCAAAGACGAACAACGUCGCAUCAAUUCGCGACGCUGAGCUGCGCAUGAGUUUCAAUCCCACGGCUGAUGGUGCCCCGAACGAGUUUGCCAACCCUCUUUUUGCGCAUGAUCAUGCAACGGAGGCCUUGUACGACUCACUCUCCGCUCCAAGUGCUGCUGUCGCGAAACAAAUGGAGGCAGCCGACUCUGGUAUGUACGACUCGGUGCGCCCGACUGCCCAAGUCGACUCGAGUUUGUACGACUCGGUGCAUGCGGCUGGCCAGGUCGAGCCUUCAACCAACGAGUAUGCCAACACCACCAACGCCCAGAGCAACUACGACGAACUUCAGGCUCCAAGAUCGGAUGCUGUACAGUACACGCUCGUGGUUCACAACCAGGCGAGUCAGUAAACAAACAACAAACACAACAAUGUGCAUGCUUCCUUUGUUCUCGCUGCAUGUGACGUG